Messenger RNA from Gossypium raimondii (Peruvian cotton), 3625 nucleotides. RefSeq names its product probable LRR receptor-like serine/threonine-protein kinase At1g53430. NCBI's taxonomy places the organism in Eukaryota, Viridiplantae, Streptophyta, Magnoliopsida, Malvales, Malvaceae. Gene Ontology annotation, biological process: protein phosphorylation. The record is from RefSeq and is a predicted model, not a curated record. Gene Ontology annotation, molecular function: protein binding; ATP binding; protein kinase activity. Bases 411 to 3458 code for a protein of 1015 amino acids. The transcript is spliced from 24 exons.
GUGUGACAGCGCCCGUUGAUAUAGAAGGCCCUAUCUGGCGGCUUCCAUUCUAACACCCCGCCUUCCAUUGUCAUUUCUUGGUCAUAGUAUUCUUUUACGAUCAACUUUGUAAUUUUUUUUCUUUCUUAUCUUUUGCAUUAAAACAACAAAAAAUUCCGACAUAAACAACUCAUGUUCCUUUUUUCCCACGUUUGUUUGCUUUUCUUUCAAUAAAAUUAAUAACGUCCUCCUUAUUAUCACCAUAACCAUUUUUACUCCCCUUAGUUUCUCCAGGGAAAUUAGCAUAGUUCAACGAAGAGCAUAGAAACAUUGAGUUCUGCUUUGCUGUUUUAAAGGGUUUGUUGUAUAUCUUUUGGUUUUAAAGUUAAGUGAAAGAAGAGAAAAUUUUGGGGGGUUGAAGAAGAGGGGAAAUGGGGUUUGUUUUUUCUAUAGUGAAGGUGGUUUCUGUUCUUUUUCUGGGGUUUUUGGCUUUGAAUUGCUUCACUGAGUUUGGAUCAAAUGCUCAACUGUUGCCUGAAUCUGAAGUGCAAACUCUUCAAACGGUAUUUUCAAAGAUGCAGCAUCCGAAUGCUAGUACCAUUGAUCGAACCCUUUGCACUGGUAGUUCAUGGAAUUAUACCACUACCGAUCUUGUUGAAAGCCAUAUUGUAUGUAAUUGUUCAGAUGGAAACAACACCAUAUGCCAUGUCACUCAAAUAUUGAUAAAGGGUCACAAUUUGACUGGAAUUCUACCACCUGAACUUGGAAAUCUUACUCAUCUGGAAGUAAUCGAUCUUACUCGCAACUAUCUUAACGGAUCACUUCCGUCAAAUUUGUCUCAGCUUCCUCUCACCAGUUUGUCACUUUUGGGGAACCGUCUUAGCGGUCCAAUCCCUAGGGAAAUUGGUGAUAUUCCUACACUUGAAGGACUGGUUUUGGAAGAUAAUCUGUUUAGUGGAUCUCUACCGUCUAACCUAGGAAAUUUGGACCGCUUGAGUAGACUUCUUCUUUCUUCGAACAAUUUCACAGGAACAAUACCUGAAUCAUUCGGCAAAUUGAAGAACUUAACUGAUUUCCGAAUAGAUGGAAGUAGUCUGUCUGGGAAGAUACCUGAUUUCAUAGGGAAUUGGACUAAACUUACAAGAUUGGACAUGCAAGGCACAUCAAUGGAAGGACCAAUUCCUUCAACCAUUUCCGAGUUAAAAAACUUAACUGAUUUGAGGAUAACUGAUUUGAGUGGGAGAAGUUCGGCUGUUCCAAAUUUGGAGGCAAUGAAAGAUAUGAAAGAAUUGGUACUUCGGAAUUGCUUGCUUACUGGUUCAAUCCCUCCCUAUAUAGGGGAUAUGAAAUCAUUAAAAACGCUGGACCUAAGCUUCAACCGCUUAACUGGACAGAUUCCACAGGAACUUCGCAGUUUGACAAAGUUGAAUUACUUGUUUCUGACUAACAACUCAUUGACUGGACCCGUGCCUGAUUGGAUAUUAGAAAGCGAUGAGAACAUAGAUUUGUCUUACAACAAUUUUACUUCUUCAUCUCAAACAAGUUGCCAACAAGCAAAAGUGAACUUAGUAUCCAGUUCGUCGUUCUCAGCUGAUAGCAACUCAGUUCCAUGGUGCUUAAGGAAGGACCUUCCAUGUCCAAGAAAACCAAACCAUCAUUCCUUAUUUAUUAAUUGCGGAGGAGAGCAUAUAAACGUUGAUGGAAAUGACUAUGAAGAGGACUUAAGCACCAUUGGUCCAUCAAACUUUUUUAAUUCAGCAAAUAAAUGGGCUUAUAGUAGUACAGGGGUUUAUUUGGGUAAAGCUUCUGCUCAUUACACUGCAAAAGCUUCAUCCGCUCUGACUGGUCCAGCCUUAUACAAUUCUGCACGCCUUGCACCUCAAUCACUUAAGUACUAUGGCCUAUGUUUGCUACGAGGCAAUUAUCACGUGAAGCUUCACUUUGCUGAAAUUAUGUAUUCUGAUAAUAAGACAUUUGAGAGUCAUGGAAGGCGUUUAUUUGACGUAUCAAUUCAAGGUCGAAUAGUUUUGGAGGAUUUCAACAUCAUGGAGGAAGCUGGUGGUGUUGGUAGGGGCAUUGUCAGGGAAUUUGAUGUUGAUGUAAAUGGAAGUACGUUGGAGAUUCACUUAUUCUGGAGAGGGAAAGGAACUACUGCCAUUCCUGACAGAGGGGUUUAUGGGCCAUUGAUAUCUGCUAUUACAAUAACUCCUAACUUCUCGGUUGACACUGGGAAUGGGUUAUCCGCUGGAGCUAUUGCUGGUAUUGUGAUCGGUUCAUGUGUGAUUCUCAUCUUGCUCUUGAUCAUCCUCCGACUGACAGGUUACUUGGGGGGCAAACACGAUGAAAACAGUGAACUUCAUGGUCUAGAACUUCAGACUGGCUAUUUCAGUUUAAGACAAAUAAAGGCUGCAACAAAUAAUUUUGAUUCUGCAAAUAAGAUCGGCGAAGGAGGAUUUGGACCAGUUUACAAGGGUGUACUGCCAGAUGGUAGAGUAGUUGCAGUCAAGCAACUAUCUUCUAAGUCAAAGCAGGGAAAUCGUGAAUUUGUGACUGAGAUAGGGAUGAUUUCUGGAUUGCAACACCCUAAUCUUGUGAAGCUUUAUGGCUGUUGUAUUGAAGGAAAUCAAUUAUUGCUAAUUUAUGAGUACUUGGAAAACAACUGUCUUGCUCGUGCCCUUUUUGGUAGAGAUGAACAACGUCUUAACUUGGAUUGGUCUACGAGAAAGAAAAUAUGCUUGGGAAUAGCAAGAGGCCUUGCUUAUCUUCACGAGGAGUCAAGACUAAAAAUUGUUCACAGAGAUAUAAAGGCGACAAAUGUGCUGCUCGAUAAGGAUCUAAAUGCUAAGAUUUCCGACUUCGGAUUAGCCAAGCUUGAUGAAGAAGAGAACACUCAUAUCAGCACAAGAAUAGCUGGAACAAUAGGUUACAUGGCACCUGAAUAUGCAAUGAGGGGUUACUUGACCGAUAAAGCCGAUGUUUAUAGCUUUGGUGUUGUUCUUUUGGAGAUUGUGAGUGGGAAGAGCAACACAAAUUACAAGCCAAAGGAGGAGUUUGUUUUUCUCCUUGAUUGGGCCUAUGUCCAGCAAGAACAAGGGAACCUUUUAGAGCUUGUUGAUCCUUGUCUCGGUUCUAAGUACUCGAAAGAAGAGGCACUAAGGAUGCUUAACCUGGCUCUUUUAUGCACCAAUCCAUCACCAACUCUAAGGCCAUUAAUGUCUUCUGUAGUCAGUAUGAUAGAAGGCAAGGCUCCCGUCCAAGCUCCAUUAAUCAAACGAAAGGAUGCGGAUCAAGAUGCAAGGUUUAAAGCCUUCGAGAUGCUAUCACAUGACAGCCAAACGAAUGUGUCGACGUUUUCACAUGACAGCCAGGCUCCAAGAAGCACAGUGAUGGGUGGACCUUGGACUGAUUCUUCAAUGUCUAUACCGGAUGAGACUCGAGAUCAUUCUUCAUCAAGUAUGCUCCUCAAUAACAAUCCUUGAGAGCACAUUUGAAUGAUGCCAUGCUUUCAUAUUCAUUCUGACUUAAGAUUCUUUGUAAUGGAAAAUAUAUGAAAAUGUUAUUACAAUCAGAAAAAUGUUUUGAUAUAAUGUAGUGGACUGUUCAAUAUUACGAAGAGUUCCUUUUAUGAACUAAUAUGCUUGAUUAA